This is a messenger RNA of Entelurus aequoreus (snake pipefish), 3996 nucleotides long. RefSeq names its product zinc finger and BTB domain containing 46 (gene zbtb46). Bases 244 to 2862 code for a protein of 872 amino acids. NCBI's taxonomy places the organism in Eukaryota, Metazoa, Chordata, Actinopteri, Syngnathiformes, Syngnathidae. Gene Ontology annotation, biological process: regulation of transcription by RNA polymerase II. Gene Ontology annotation, molecular function: RNA polymerase II cis-regulatory region sequence-specific DNA binding; protein binding; DNA-binding transcription factor activity, RNA polymerase II-specific. The record is from RefSeq and is a predicted model, not a curated record. The transcript is spliced from 9 exons.
UGGAGUGGGAGAAAAGACGGGGAAUUACACUUAGCAGAAAAGACACGCAGAGGGGAGGACACACUUCCAGGUGGACACCCCCAGUCCUCGACCAUCUCUCCCCUCCAGUCCUGCUGUCCGUGUCGUGUCCGUGAGACGGUCACCGCACGUCAGACUCGGAGGGAACACACACCGCCGUCCACCCUCUGAGUCCAUGGGGUAACAACAGACUAUUGACGGAGAGGCUUUUGUUCAGCUACCCAGAUGAACAACAGGAAGGAGGACAUGGAGAUCUCUUCCCACUACCGUCAGCUCCUCCGAGAGCUCAACGAGCAGAGGCAACACGGCAUCCUGUGUGACGCCUGUGUCAUUGUGGAUGGAAAGAUCUUCAAGGCUCACAAGAACGUUCUUCUGGGCUCCUCGCGCUACUUCAAGACUCUAUACUGCCAGGUUAAAAAAGGGGCGGAGCCACACCACCAGACUACAGUCACUCACCUGGACAUUGUGACUGCGACAGGCUUCAAAGCCAUCCUGGACUUCAUGUACUCCGCUCACCUCGCUCUCACCAGUAAGAACGUGAUUGAAGUCAUGUCUGCCGCCAGCUACCUACAAAUGACAGAUAUUGUCCAGGCGUGCCACAGCUUUAUUAAGGCCGCCCUGGACAUCAGCAUCCGCUCUGAGAUGGCGGACGAACUAUCAGACUUUGAAAUGGGAGCUGUCACCGCAGCCGGCAUAGGAGGUGGCAGUGGGGGAGGCGUAGGAGGUGUUGGUAUCACAGGAGCAGGAGGAGUAGCCGGAACAGGCUUAGGAGGAGGUGGGAUAGUGGGCAUGGCCUCCGAAGCGCUCGCCUCCAUCAUGUCUGGUCGCAGCACCUCCCCCUGGCUGGCGCGCCGCACCAGCCCUGCCAACUCCUCCGGGGACUCGGCCAUCGCCAGCUGCCACGAGGGAGGCAGCACGUAUGGCAAGGAGGACCAAGAACCCCCCAAGAGCCACGAGAGCCAAGAGGAAGCUUGCCAUGACUCCCAGCCUGCUUGGCCACACGACUACAGGCCUGUCAGCGUUAAAGAGGAACAGGUGUCCCCUGCUUCUUCCUCGCAUCCCCGGGACACCCCCAGGGGUGCCGCUCAUAGCCAAAGGGAUCAGGUGGCAGGGGGCACGAGCGCAGGUGGAGAUGGACCCUGGCAACCCUUGACAGGGUCAGGGCGGAGGAAGAACAGGAAGAACAAGGACACAGUCAGACAUAUAACCCAGCAGGCCGAGAGGAACUGGGACAGGGACAGUAGGCCUGGAUCCCCUCUGCCGUCCAUGCUGGCUGUGGCUGGCUGGAACUACAAUGGACAGGAUAUUCCAAGCGCAGACGUGACCGAGGCCAACAGCUCCGACAGCCGCAGUGAACGCCUUGACUUUUUCCUCAAACAGGAAGAGGCUCUUGCGGCAGAGCCGGGCUUCCUGGGUCCCAACGAAUCAGAAGAGGCGAGCGGAGGAGGAGGAGGCGGUACGAUCUCAUCGGUGGCCAACCUGAAGGCGGCACUGAUGAGUAAGAACAGCCUGCUGUCGCUGCGGGCUGAGAUGAUGGGAGAUGAUAACCCCUUGCUCUUUGAGUAUCUGCCCAAAGGAGGACACUCCUUGUCUUGGCUCCGCUCCAACAACUACUGCAGCACACUCCGGCCAGGGGCCACAGGGGCCACUAUUCAUAACAAACACGGGGCUGGAUCUUCUCCUCCUCCUCCUACUCUUCUUCCUCCUCAUCUUCCACCAACACCUCCACCGUUACCGCCAUCAUCAACAUCAUCCUUUCGUCCACCCACUCCACUGCACCCCACUGAGCCCCGGCCCCUGGAGGCUCCUGGUUUGCGGACAGGGGCAUUCCUGUUGCACUCGGACAUCCUAGACAUGGAAGUGGAAGAGGCCCCUGAGGGCCCGGCGCUCUCCACCUUGCCCGAGGAUGGUGGGAAAGACAAAGAAGAUCAGGAGGAAUACAACUCAGCCUUGGAAGGUGACCAGUCUCCCAGUGAGAGGGAUCAGAUGGCCAAAGGGAGUUGUGCUUCUGGUUUAACAGUCCCUACAUUCACGGCUUCCAGAGCGAUAGAAGGGCUGGCAGUGCCGGGCACGGAGGCUCGAUCAGACGUCCUACCAGAGCCCGGUGCCUGGACCUCGCAGGGGUUUGCUUGCUCUCUGUGCAAACGGCUGUUCAGCAGUCUGGACCAUCUCAGGGAGCACGAGUACCGCCACACCGUGUCUCUCAUGGCCAUGUCCUUGGACUGGUCAGUGAAUGACUUCACGGUGAUCCGCAAAAAGUUCAAGUGCCCCUACUGCAGUUUCUCUGCCAUGCACCAGUGCAUCCUGAAGAGGCACAUGCGCUCCCACACCGGCGAGAGGCCGUACCCGUGUGAGAUCUGUGGCAAGAAGUUCACCAGGAGGGAGCACAUGAAGAGGCACACGCUGGUGCACAGCAAGGACAAGAAGUACGUGUGCAAAGUGUGCAGCCGCGUCUUCAUGUCGGCCGCCAGCGUGGGAAUCAAACACGGCUCCCGCCGCCACGGCGUCUGCGCCGACUGCUCCGGUCGAGGAAUGGCGGCGCUGCUGGAUCACAGCGGCGAGGCGGGAGGAGACAUCUCUCCCGAGGAAGAGCUCUACCCGGUCGAUCGCUUCCACGACGACCAGGCGGAGUGCGACGGCGACGGCGAAGAGGAGAUGAUGGCGGAAGGCGACGGAGAGCUGGUGGGCGAGGGGGAGGAGGAGGCGGCGGCCAAGUGGAAGGACUCUGGGAUGGCGGGCCAGACUCGCCGAGCGCUGGACACUGAGAAGGAGGAGAGCGACUCCUCGGCGCAGGAAGGCGAGCACCAGAACGGCAGUGAGAAAGACUUUGCUUGGAUCUCCUAGAAGUCAUGGAGUCUUCUUUGGGAUCACAACCGAGUCCGCAGACCUUCUGGGAUCUUGCAGGCCUCCUUUCUCCUCUCGCUGGCCGGAUUGGGGGGCAGUUUAUGAAUAGUUAGUACACACACACACACACACACACACACACACACACACACACACACACACACACACACACACACACACACACACACACACACACACACGGUGACAAGAUGGCGGAGGGAAAAGCUUCUUUCUGCUUCUCGCCUACUGAAGUCGUCUUCUUGUUGUUGUCGUGAAAGCUCUCGACUCAACGUUGUGUGUUCGCCGUCACAAUCGCCAUGGUAACGGUGGGCCCUCCGACGUGAGAGGAGAUGUGAAUGGACCGCAAAGCCCCACGGGAGGAGACGAGUCCCACUGCCACAGACUUGCACUUUAACCUCCAAGCUCCUCUCGGACCCUGGCUUCACGUUUGACCUCCAUCUUGGCGAGCGCCGCCACCUUCUUCACGGUCCUGCCGACUGUUAGCACCCAGUCUGGUCCCCCGGGGUCGCCUCUGACAGGUGCGCACCAGGCGGGACAACCUCUGUGCUGGGACGGCCGCCUUUGUCGCCUUUUCCUUUCUGUUCUUCUCGGCCACGCCAGAUUGUUGAAGGUUCCCACGGCCAUUUUGCUUGCUUUGGUAUUUAUUGAAGGAGCGUGCACUCUGCAAGUGGUGGCCUCUCCCUGGAGUGUGGGAGUGGGACGUAUGCAAGGAUGCGUCUUAUUCUGAUUAGCCCAACUAUGAUUACUGUUGUUGUUGUUGUUGUUGUUAUUAUUCUUCUUAAGUGCUGGAUGCUAAGCUUUAUUGUCUUCAUUUUCUAUCUUGUACAGUGGACAAAAACAGCUUUUAUACGUUGCCUUGUUGUGGAUAGCAAGCCAUGGAGGCUUUGGUCGACCUUCUUAUCGUCGAUGCUUUGUUCCGUCACACUUGAUUCUUCUCUCUCGCAGGGGACGAAACAUGUCCACCGUAACGAUGGUGACAUUUAUUCUGCACACGCUUUUGCAUCACGAUAUCGAACCAAAAACAAGUGCUUUUUGUUCCACGGUGUGUGUGUGUGUGUGUGUGUGUGUGUGUGUGUGUGUGUGUGUGUGUGUGCGCGCGCGUGCGUGCGUGCG